This is a messenger RNA of Racocetra persica, 166 nucleotides long. The record is from the annotation of a GenBank genome assembly. NCBI's taxonomy places the organism in Eukaryota, Fungi, Glomeromycota, Glomeromycetes, Diversisporales, Gigasporaceae.
CUAAAAUAAUAGAAGAAGUUUUACAUGAAACUCACUUUGAUCUUGAAAAGAUUUAUGAUGACUUGAAUGAAGAAUUAAAUUUUGCUAAUAAACAAGAAGAACUACAUGAAGAUAUUCUCAAAUUUAACUAUCAAUUAUUUAAAAAAAAUGCAGAAAAUAGUAGAAU